This is a messenger RNA of Closterium sp. Naga37s-1, 3754 nucleotides long. Lineage: Eukaryota; Viridiplantae; Streptophyta; Zygnematophyceae; Desmidiales; Closteriaceae. The record is from the annotation of a GenBank genome assembly.
GGUGCUUUCAAGGAACCGGCUCUAUGGAUCCAUCUUACCAGCAUUCAAGGACUUCACAAGCCUACGCUACAUGCACCUGGAUGACAACCAGUUCACAGGAGGAAUUCCCGACAUCUCCGGUCUAACCAACUUGGUUAUCUUGAACCUCCAGCGCAACAGCCUAACAGGUGCUAUUCCUGCAUCACUUAGCCGCCUAAGCGAGCUAUGGACCUUGUAUCUAGGUCACAACCAACUCUCCGGAACAAUUCCUGACAUAUUUGGGCCACUAACCAAGUUAUGUGACCUGGUGUUCGAGAGAAACAAGCUACUAGGUCCCAUUCCCACCUCCAUUGGCUUGCUAACCGAGCUCAGUUUCCUGUACCUGAACAACAACCGCCUCUCUGGAACUAUCCCCGACCUCUUCACUACCCUCACUAAUAUAAACCUGAUGUACUUAGGCAACAACCUUCUCACUGGAACUAUUCCCGAUUUCUCUUCCCUCUCGAACAUGUGGUUUCUAGAUCUGAGCUACAACGGUCUUUCAGGACCCAUCCCUUCAUCAAUUGGCACAUUAAGCGAGCUACGUUCCUUGGAACUCAAGUGGAACAGCCUCACAGGGCCUAUUCCCUAUGCAUUGCAAAGUCUUACCAACCUUAUAUAUUUGGAUUUUUUCUCCAACCAGUUAUCUGGAACCAUCCCGAACUGGCUCACCUCCUUCUCCAUCCUAAUCGUUCUAGAUUUGAGCUACAACAGUCUAACAGGAACGAUCCCUUCGUCCGUUGGUUCACUGAGUGUGCUUCAGGGCUUGUCAUUCGCUCACAACCAGCUGUACGGAAGCAUCCCCGAAGCACUGACCAGUCUCACAAAGCUCUCUAAAUUCGACCUCUCACACAACUACCUCACAGGAGGCGUGGUGAAGCCGAUGCAGGCAUACGCAGACCUAUCCUUCAACUACCUCUCCAGCCCUAUCCGCGAGUGCACAACCGGCAACUACGAGGCAAACUGCAUCGCAGUGACUGGCGCCUGCCUGGCACAGAUGCGCCCGGAUUCUGUGUGCAACUCCUUCUGUGGAAUCUCGGGGACCUCGGCUGCCUGUGCGGGGCACGGCGUGUGCUACCCUACAGGUGCUAGCUUGCGGCCGGCGUGUGCGUGCGACGAGGGGUUCAAAGUUGUUGAUGGCUUGACGUGCGUUCCUGAAGAUCAAGACGAGGGCUACUCGUUCACCAACACCAUUGUUCCUCCACAGACCGAACUCACCAAGGGAACACGACAGGAAACAGCAGGCAAGUUCAGUGAAGACCCGGUGAUGCUCUUCCUAUACGAGCAAGGCCGGGAGGACCCGGGGUGCGGGACCGAGCUCGCAUUCAACGUCAACUUCACCUUCUCCCUCUUGCCCAAGCCUGGCAAAGCCGGCGCAAACGGCUUUGCGUUUGUCAUCUCUGCAAAGAACCGUCCAGGGAACAGCAGCAGCGGUGGUGUGGGAUAUGGAGGCAUGGAGAGCCGAAGCAUGGCGAUAGAGUUUGACACGUUUCAGGACCCCAAGAACGGAGACCCGGACUAUCAGCACAUCGGGCUGAACGUGCAAGGCAGGGACGCGUCACUGGCAACUGCCAAGGCGCCGUUUGUGCUGAACGACCGGAAGCAGUACACAGCAUGGGUGGACUACGAGCCGGGGGAUCCCGGCACCAUUCAAGUGUUUCUGGCAAAUUCAACAGCCAAGCUGGGAGCGGCGGUGCUGGAGAGGCGGUUCUCGCUGUGUGAGGUGCUGCAGCCGGGGCCGCCGCAGGUGGAGCAGGGCGAGGAGGCGCAGCUGCAGGCGUACUACAUGGGGUUUGUGGCGUCCACCACUGUGGCUCCUUUCCAGAAGCACGUGGUGCUGGACUCCUGGGUGCAUGCUGGCCUGCCUCCGCCACACAAGCCUGUCAACAUCAUUCCCGCAUACGGGCUGAACGUGUCGGUGGAGACGUAUGCACCGCAGCAGGCGAGCCCGUUUCCGCGGUACGUGAGUGCAGACUACCGCGUGGCGGCGGACAAGAAGGACUCGUGGCGCUUCAGCGACUACCACUCCUGGGACUCUGUGCCCUUCCUCGGCUGGCCCGUCAAGGACCAGACCACGUGCAAUGCGUGCUGGGCAUACGCAGUGGUGGCGAGCAUAGAAGCGGCAUACGGCAUAGCGACAAGACAGGAAGCGCCGCGGCUGUCAGUGGACUCGCUCUUCACACUCAUGGGCCUCACCACCGCGGCUGACAGGUGCUCUGCAGGGGGCUCGCCCACAGAGGCCUUUGAGAAGCUGCGCGCUCUGCCUAAGGACGGGCUUGUGCUGGCUGGGACCAGUGCUUCACAGACGAACAAGGAUGCGGUGAGUAAAGGGGUGGGGCUUUCUAACCCUUCUCCCCCUCAUUCCCCCCAUUCUUCCCCUCAUUUCCCAGCCUUCUCCUCCUCAUUCCCCCCAUUCUUCCCCCUCAUUCCCCCCCUUUUCUCCCUCAACCCCCCCCCCUUCUCGCCCUCAUUUCCCCCCCUUCUCCCUCUCACUUCCCCCACUGCUCCCCCUCAUUUCCCCUCCUGCUCCUUCUCACUUCCCCCACUGCUCCCCCUCAUUUCCCCUCCUGCUCCUUCUCACUUCCCCCACUGCUCCCCUUCAUUUCCCCUCCUUCUCCUUCUCACUUCCCCCACUGCUCCCCCUCAUUUCCCCUCCUGCUCCUGCUCACUUCCCCCACUGCUCCCCUUCAUUUCCCCUCCUGCUCCUUCUCACUUCCCCCACUGCUCCCCCUCAUUUCCCCUCCUGCUCCUUCUCACUUCCCCCACUGCUCCCCUUCAUUUCCCCUCCUCCUCCCUCUCAUUUCCCCCCUUACUCCUCUCAUCUCCCCCCCUCCUCCCUCUCAUUUCCCCCCUUGCUCCUCUCAUCUCUCCCCCUCCUCCCUCUCAUUUCCCCCCUUGCUCCUCUCAUCUCUCCCCCUCCUCCCUCUCAUUUCCCCCCUUGCUCCUCUCAUCUCUCCCCCUCCUCCCUCUCAUUUCCCCCCUUGCUCCUCUCAUCUCUCCCCCUCUCCCUCUCAUUUCCCCCCUUGCCGCCUCUCACUUCCACCCUUGCUCACUCUCGCUUCCCUGCUUCCCUCUCAUUUCCCUCCUUCACCCCUUCAUUUCCCAACCUAAACCCUUAUUUUCCCCACCUUGCUCCCCGUCAUUUCCCCCUCUUCUCCCCUUAUUUUUCCCACCUUGCUCCCCUUCAUUUUCCUCCCAGCUCUGGCAUAGCCCCACUGCCCUCCCGUCCUUUUCAUCUUCCCUCCCUUACAGGGUGGAUCCCUUGCAAAAUACUGCCCCACACUCGCUCCCUUCCAUUCUCCCUUCCACGCUCUCCCAUCGCCAUGCCUUAAUUUCUCAUCCCCCCUCCUUCCAGGGUCAUCUCACCUCCCAUGAGAUCCCACUCGCUCCUUCAGUCCCUGCCCAUACUGCCGCCGCUGCUGCCUUUGCCGGAGCUGCCUCUGCUGCCACACCCAGUGUUCCUUCCUUUGCUCCUACUGGACCUAGCAUUUGUGGAGCAAAUGUAGCAGCAGCUCCCACGAGGAGUUGGAGCUGGGAUGAUCUUGCAAGAACAGCGGCAGGUGCAUGGGCAGCAACAGCAGAACCAAGAGCGAGUGAGCCCUGCUGCGGUCUCACAGCCGAGCGCGCUCAUGAGUGCGCAAGCCGCAGGAGAUGCAGCAUGCCGGGUCUCUCACGCUGGGUGCACACUAUCGAAGCAGCCAUGUCAGCAGUGGACUGGGGAGCGAGCAGGGUGUGA